GCUGCGAGCGCGGGGCGGGGCGGGGGCGCGGCCCCUUUAAGAGCGGCGCCGCCAUGAUCUGCCUGGUGCUGGGGCUCUUCGCCAGCCUCUUCCAGACCGCCUGCGGCGGGGCCAACGAGCGCACCUUCGUGGCCGUCAAACCGGACGGGGUCCAGCGGCGCCUGGUCGGGGAGAUCAUCCGGCGGUUCGAGAGGAAGGGGCUGCAGCUGGUGGGGCUGAAGCUGCUGCAGGCCUCGGAGGAGCUGCUGAAGGAGCACUACAUCGCCCUUCGUGACCGUCCCUUCUACAGCCGGCUGGUGAAGUACAUGAGCUCUGGGCCUGUGGUGGCCAUGGUCUGGCAGGGCUUGGAUGUGGUCAGGACAGUUCGCACAAUGAUCGGGGAGACAAACCCAGCCGAAUCCAGGCCUGGCACCAUCCGAGGAGACUUCUGCGUUGAAGUCAGCAAGAAUGUGAUCCAUGGCAGCGACUCAGUUGAGAGUGCUCGACAGGAGAUCUCCCUCUGGUUCCGCCCGGAGGAGCUGAUGUGCUGGGAGGACACGGCCGAGCACUGGAUCUACGCGUGACAAGAGCCGCCCGAGGGAAGGGCAUCUUCCUGGGCACAGGGCAUUUCCAUCCAUUUCAUCGCAGCCACUUGGGCUGGUUGUGGAUCCUGCUGCGGUGUUGGGUGCUGUGGGGGUUUCUGUUCUGCGUGUCAGUGGGGGGGGUGGGGUGUCCUAGGAGCUGCUCUUUGUGUGCAACAGCAGUUCAGAUCCCUGCAAGAGUAGCUGUUUCUUUUUUUCUCUCUGCUAUAGUGAGUAGUUGGUAUUGUUGCUCUGUUUGCUGCAGCCUCUUAAAUCCCAAGUACCUCAAGGUGAUUUUUUCUUGAAGUGAAAACUGGGCUCUGUGCCUGUUCCUGUGUGCUCUGACCUGUCUGGCACCGGAGAACAUGUGCUCCUUGCUGCUGGGAGAGGUGCUCUGGUUGCUACAAGGUGAUGCUAUCGAUAUAAUUCACCUGCAUUUCUAUAAGGUUUUUCACCAAAGGCUGUGUGGAAUAAUUACUAAAAUGGCCACAAUACAGCAUUGUUCACACAUUAAGGAAAGGUAUAAAAUCAAAAGGUGUCUAGUGUAAAAUACAGCUGCAGCUGGUAUGCGAGGAAUCCACCACGUCAUCUGUGAUUCCCGGGACAAUAUUGCUUGCAAAGCAACACGGGGAGCGAAGCGGGCUGGAGAGCUCACGGUCUCCCCCUGUGGUGGUAGAGCAGGUACGGGAACGAGGUGGUACCACAGACCUGAUAAGCUGCACACUGACCACCCCUGAGCCAACCUCCUGUUGGAUUUUGAUAAAAUGCUGUCCUUUGUGCGAACUUUGCUCAUUACAAUGUCAUUAUAAUACCAAAACACACCUCCAGCCCAAAGGCUACCUGCCUCCAAGGUGCGACCGCUCCUCUUUGAGUCUGCGCCCUGAGUUUUCAUAAUUUAUAACUUUAAAUGUGAGGCGAGAGAAUUUUACACCCAUCAUAAUAAAGGUAUUUAUGACUAGA
Messenger RNA from Tyto alba (common barn owl), 1520 nucleotides. It is a transcript of the gene NME3, whose product is annotated as NME/NM23 nucleoside diphosphate kinase 3. NCBI's taxonomy places the organism in Eukaryota, Metazoa, Chordata, Aves, Strigiformes, Tytonidae. The record is from RefSeq and is a predicted model, not a curated record. Gene Ontology annotation, biological process: UTP biosynthetic process; GTP biosynthetic process; CTP biosynthetic process. Gene Ontology annotation, molecular function: nucleoside diphosphate kinase activity. The coding region runs from base 54 to 563 and encodes 169 amino acids. The transcript has 5 exons.